AUGGAAGCUAAGCGCAAUGCCCCGAAACAACAAGCCCGAAACCAACGACCAGAGAAGCGCCCGCCCCUAACGCAUUUUCUAUGUCUUCCACUAGUCAAUAUCUCCUCAUUAUCCCAAUUAGAGUCAUCAGUUGCGUCCUUCAAGGCAGAAUAUCCGCCAGUACCGGUCACAAAUCUGCUAGAUGCCUCGACUAGACAAGAUGCGCGCGCGAUCAUUCCCGAAGGCGCAGUUCGUCCGCUGGGUACGCUACACCUUACUAUUGGAGUCAUGAGUCUCCCGACACCAAACCGGCUCGCGGAGGCAUUGCGGUUCUUUCAUUCGCUCGAUCUAGUUGAUCUAAUGCGCGAGGCGGGGCGGGUUGCCACGAAGUUGCGAGAUAAAAGAAAGUCUCACCUUCCCUCAAAUCCCGAGUCUCGGGCAUCUGUGACUAAAACAUUGCGGGAUCCGGGUCCCAUGCAUGUUUCGCUCCAGUCACUUCAUUGCUUGCCACGGGCAAAAGCCGCGACUGUUCUACAUGCUUUUCCUGAGGAUCCCACUGGACGAUUACAUCCAUUUUGUCUGAUGCUGCGGGAUAAGUUCAUCGAAGCUGGGCUUAUACAGAAUGAAAAUAAAGACAAGCAAAAAGACUAUAAGAAUGGCGUGAAAGAUGAUCGGCCUCAUUCGGAGUCUGAAAUCGCUCCCAUUCCAUCGGACCCCUACACAGUUGCUCUCAACCGCAUUCCGAAACCACGUCCUCUGCUUUUGCAUGCGACUAUUGUGAACACAAUUUACGUUCGGGGAGGACCAAAACCUAAGCCUGACGCUGGGCGUUCCAAGAAGGGGAAGAACAAUUCCAGACGUCUUGAAUUCGAUGCACGAGUCAUAUUAGCCCGGUACCAGAAUUACUACGUCGAUGAAGCGCGAACAGUCCCCCGGGUAGAGCGUCCCGCACGCUCUGAAGUCUUGGAAGCUACGCAGAAUGAAGAUAAUAGGGGCGCGGGUCCACCUACAAAAUUAUCACCUCAAUACUCCUUUGCCUGGGCAAAAGAGAUUCCCAUCGACACGGUCUGUAUCUGUGAAAUGGGCGCGAGGAAACUCCCUCUUGACUCUGAAGAUGCAGAUUUGAAUAAGCGGCUAGGAGAGAAGUAUACUGUCAUUGCUCAGCGGAGUCUUGAGGCAUCACACAGUUCUACAUCGACGGAGAGCGCGGGAGUGAUGGAGGUUUGA
Penicillium atrosanguineum is the source of this 1206-nucleotide messenger RNA. RefSeq lists its product as uncharacterized. Gene Ontology annotation, cellular component: nucleus. The record is from RefSeq and is a predicted model, not a curated record. NCBI's taxonomy places the organism in Eukaryota, Fungi, Ascomycota, Eurotiomycetes, Eurotiales, Aspergillaceae. Gene Ontology annotation, biological process: DNA alkylation repair; regulation of DNA-templated transcription. Bases 1 to 1206 code for a protein of 401 amino acids. The transcript has a single exon.